This is a messenger RNA of Rhinopithecus roxellana (golden snub-nosed monkey), 1055 nucleotides long. It is a transcript of the gene PFN4, whose product is annotated as profilin family member 4. Gene Ontology annotation, molecular function: actin monomer binding. Lineage: Eukaryota; Metazoa; Chordata; Mammalia; Primates; Cercopithecidae. Gene Ontology annotation, cellular component: cell cortex. Bases 445 to 834 code for a protein of 129 amino acids. The record is from RefSeq and is a predicted model, not a curated record. The transcript is spliced from 6 exons.
GCGGGGGGUGCCAGGGCGGCGGAGGGCGGCUUCAGGCCCAAAGGGGAUUGGGCGGCGGCUCUAGCUGGCGGGUCUUGGUUUGCGGAAGGGGCUGGAGUCCCUGCUUCUGGGUGACCGGCGCGAGGCCCGGCCAAUCCCUCCGCCGCCACCCACCCGCAACCGCGUCGGUUGACCGGCGGGUCCUUGGUCGCCAUUCCCUUGCGGAGCACCAGAGAGCGGGGUGGCGUCCGCUCCCUCAAGUCCUCGGUGCUGGGGAAUUCACCGCUCACCACACCCUGCCCCGCCUACGGUCCUGCUCGGGGACCAAACCACCGGAAGGCAGUGGCGGGAAAGGGGCGCCUGUGCCGGAGAUGAUCCUGAUGUAAACCACUGACAUAGCCAGAAAAUCAUGAGGCUGUGAUUUCCCAAACUCAGCUUCGUAACGUACUCUGUAGUUGAGGGAACAUGAGCCAUUUGCAGAACUUAUUGUUAGACACCCUCUUGGGAACCAAGCAUGUGGACAGUGCAGCCCUCAUCAAAAUCCAGGAGCGGAGCCUGUGUGUAGCAUCACCAGGUUUUAAUGUAAUGCCCAGUGAUGUCCGAACACUGGUGAAUGGAUUUGCCAAGAACCCUUUGCAAACCCGAAGAGAAGGAUUGUAUUUCAAGGAAAAGGAUUACAGAUGUGUCCGGGCAGAUGAAUAUUCUCUUUAUGCCAAAAAUGAGAACACUGGUGUGGUUGUCGUGAAGACCAAUCUGUAUCUUCUGGUGGCAACUUACACUGAGGGCAUGUAUCCUAGUGUCUGUGUGGAAGCCACAGAGAGCCUGGGAGACUACCUAAGAAAAAAAGGAAGUUAAGUCAUCAGAGGCCCAUGAAAGACACUUUUAUUGUUUUAGAAGAAAAUUGGAGAGCCUAAAGAAAAAAUAUUUUAUGGUUGAAAAAACACUAGAUAGAAGCCACUAAAAAAGAAGAAUGAAUUAAGGGAGUGAUUUUUAUUACUUCAAGAGAUACUCUUCUUUCAUUGAAAUUACUUGAUCAACUGUUUUUUUUUUUUUUUAAUAAGUGUUGGUCAUUGGCA